This is a messenger RNA of Neocloeon triangulifer, 1178 nucleotides long. Its product is annotated as D(2) dopamine receptor-like. The record is from RefSeq and is a predicted model, not a curated record. Gene Ontology annotation, cellular component: dendrite; membrane. Bases 62 to 973 code for a protein of 303 amino acids. NCBI's taxonomy places the organism in Eukaryota, Metazoa, Arthropoda, Insecta, Ephemeroptera, Baetidae. The transcript is spliced from 5 exons. Gene Ontology annotation, biological process: chemical synaptic transmission; G protein-coupled receptor signaling pathway, coupled to cyclic nucleotide second messenger. Gene Ontology annotation, molecular function: G protein-coupled serotonin receptor activity; neurotransmitter receptor activity.
UGAAGAUAAUAAUCAAGGAAAAAGCAUUUGCUUGAGUCCAACUUUUUGUCAGUCAGCAGCGAUGGAGGAAGCCGGCAAGAUCUCAAUUCUCCUUGUCUCCUUCUUAAUAGUUUUAGCCAUCGUCGUUGGCAACAUUUUGACAAUCAUUGCAGUUUUGAGGAAACCCAAAAUGGGAACGGUCUCGAAUCAGUUUGUUUUGGGUCUCGCAAUUGCCGACUUGCUGGUUGCCUUUGCGUUGCCGUACAACUUGAUUGUGAUAUUUUUCGUUUCGCCAAAAAUGAAAUUCACUUAUCCAGAAUUCGUGGGCUCCUGUGUCGCCCCUUUGAUGCCUCUGAUUGUUUCCUCCAUUGCGUCCAAUUUGAACUUGCUUCUCAUCGGCAUGGAUCGAUUAUACGCUGUAAGCAACCCUCUCUCUCACCGCGCUUUUAUGUCCAGAAGAAAAGCGCGCCUAGCAGUUUGCUGCUCAUUCCUCAUUGCAACUUUUAUGUCGUCUCUGCUUUUUAUUCUGAAUGAUUGGAAAGAGGAUGAAGAAAGUCCCUGCAUUAAAACAAAUAUGUCAUUUGUUUACUAUUCCUGCGUUCUGCUUCCAACCUUUGUGAUGACCAUAAUUUUACUUUUCAUUGCCUAUGGAAAAAUUCUGCACGUAGCGGCAACAGUUUCAACCAACGCUAAGAAAUCACUAAAAAUGGUUUCUCUCAUUAUCAGUUGCUACUGUAUUUGUUGGCUUCCGUUUAUGAUUCGUUUGUUCAUUGAACAAUACGACAAGGAUAACCACAACUUUCAGAGCAAUACAGCACUCUAUUAUGCCCAAAUUGGAACAUUUCUUCUCAUGUGUUCAAACUCAUUCAUGAAUCCGAUUAUUUACACCAUGAAAUCUGGUGACUUUCGAAAAGCGUAUCGGGAAAUAAUCUUGUGUAAGAAAGAAGUAGUUGCUCAAGAUGGAAGUAAACAAGCCACAAGCAAUGACGCAUGACUCUCUCAGCAACGAGUGAUAUUUAAUUACAAAAUUAUAACGAACUUUAAAUAUUUGUAAAUUUGUAGACAUAAUUUUGGUUAAUUUAUAAAUAUGGACUUUAUUUGAUCUCAAUGAACUCACCGUUUAAUUCUCUCUUAAUAUGAUUAUUAUUACGGCCUGUAAAUUUUGUGUAAUAAUUUCUGAAAAAGAUAAUUAAAAAGAA